Guillardia theta CCMP2712 is the source of this 1146-nucleotide messenger RNA. RefSeq lists its product as hypothetical. Gene Ontology annotation, molecular function: phosphoribosylanthranilate isomerase activity; indole-3-glycerol-phosphate synthase activity. The record is from RefSeq and is a predicted model, not a curated record. The transcript has 4 exons. NCBI's taxonomy places the organism in Eukaryota, Cryptophyceae, Pyrenomonadales, Geminigeraceae. The coding region runs from base 1 to 1146 and encodes 381 amino acids. Gene Ontology annotation, biological process: L-tryptophan biosynthetic process.
AUGAGGACCCGUCGAAACCUGAUCGAAUCACGGAAGGUUCGGCCUCCGGACGGCAUGGCGGCGCAAUGGGCGCUGGCGAUGAUGGCGAUGGCUGCCAUGAGCGCCGAUGCUUUCCUCCUCACACCUCAUCAUGCGAACUUUGCUCAGCACGGCAGAUCGCAGCUCCGCCGACAUUUUGCUGUCUCCUUCCUUACCAGAUGCCCCAUGAACCUUGCCAUGGGUGCGAACCGGUGGACUGGCGACCAGGUCUCGAAGGUGGAGGUGGCAGCUGGGGAGGAGGGAGAUGCCUCCAAGCUCCGUGUCAAGUUUCUUAAGGCGAUCAAGAAGCCGGCAGGAAGCAUCUCCAUCAUGGCAGCAAUCAAGAGGAAGAGCCCCGGAUCCGCCAAGAAGUUCUCGAUCCCCUCGAUCAUGGACUUCUCGCAAGCUCUGACCAACGCCAAGGUGAAUGCCAUCAGCGUUUGGGUGGAUGAGGAGAUGUAUGGCUGUACCCUCUCAGACCUCAAGAAGGCUGUUGUCGCCCAGCAGUCCUUCAAAGGAAACUUUCCAGGCCCAUGUCCUGUGCUGGCAUGUGGCUCUUUCACCAAGGAGGAGGACAUCACAAAGCUGUCUGCAGCAGGAGCAGCGGGAGUUCUGCUAUCUGUCGCCAACCUCCAGGAGAGGUUGAAUGGGAUGGUGGAGCUGUCGAAGAAGGAAGGCCUAGAGCCGGUCGUCUUAUGCUCCAGCCAAGAGGAGCUGCAAGCUGCUGAAUCAUCAGGGGCGUCCGUUUUGGCGGUGGACAGCAAGUUACUUGGCAUCGAGGAAGCUCUGAAGCUUGCAGAGCACAAGGGGAAGGCGGAAGUAGUCAUAGCCAUGGGCGGCGUGCAGGAGUUUCAGGACGCCUGGAGGCUGCGCGAUGCUGGUUUUGGAUGCGUCUCGGUCGGAGAAGAGCUGCUCACAGCCUCCUUCGGGCUGGAGGGAGAAGUUCGUCAGAUGGGAGGCAAAGAGGGACUCGGCGCUGCCGUGGUGAGAGGAGAUGUCAUCCGUGAGAACGACCUGAAGGCUUUUGUGAGGGGCAUGACGGCGAAGGCGAGCACCAAGUUCGGCCCUUCCUCCCUCAACUCGUUCCGCGAAGCUGGCGCGAAGUUCAAGCGGCACUAUACGGUUUGA